This is a messenger RNA of Dioscorea cayenensis subsp. rotundata (Guinea yam), 861 nucleotides long. RefSeq names its product KAT8 regulatory NSL complex subunit 3. Lineage: Eukaryota; Viridiplantae; Streptophyta; Magnoliopsida; Dioscoreales; Dioscoreaceae. The transcript has 6 exons. The coding region runs from base 9 to 707 and encodes 232 amino acids. The record is from RefSeq and is a predicted model, not a curated record.
UGGCCGCCAUGGCUGCUGCUGCUCCUCCUCCUCCUCCUCCCUCUAAGCGACAAAAGAAAAGCCAUGGAGAUGAGGAUGGGAAGAAGAGUUCCCCUCUGAUAGUCUUCGCCCACGGUGCUGGAGCUCCAUCCACUUCCGAAUGGAUGGUUAGAUGGAAGGAAAUGCUAGGAGAGGCAUUGGGUGCUGUUGAAGUGGUGACCUUUGACUAUCCAUACAUCGCUGGUGGGAAGCGGAGAGCCCCUCCUAAGGCAGAAAAGUUAGUUGAUCAUCACCAUAAUGUUAUCAAGGAUGCAGUGAAAAAACAUCCUGGUCAUCCUCUAAUUUUGGUUGGGAAAUCCAUGGGUUCUAGAGUCAGCUGCAUGGUUGCUACUGCAGAAGAACUCAAUGUUGCAGCAGUCAUUUGCUUGGGUUAUCCAUUAAAGGGUCUCAAGGGCGCAGUACGAGAUGAAACUCUGUUGCAGCUAAGGGUUCCGGUGAUGUUUGUUCAGGGAAAUAAAGAUGGUUUAUGCCCACUAAACAUGCUGGCAACCGUCCUGAAGAAGAUGAAAUCUGUGAAUGAGUUGUAUGUUAUUGAUGGUGGAGAUCAUUCUUUCAAAAUAGGGAAGAAAAUCUUACAGUCAACUGGGAGAAGCCAAGCUGAAGCUGAAACUGAAGCAGUUCAUGCAAUUGCUAAUUUUGUCAUGAAGUCUAUUGAAGAGACCACCUGAUCCUAAAAUUACCUGCAGCUAAUGUAAUGUUCCUAAAGAAGUAAACUGUUCUAACUUAAACCAUUAAUCCUGUAAUCCAGUUAAGUAUUUUGAUGUUUUGUUAGAAUUUUUGGAAGAGAAAUGCAGUUGAAUGAGAAUUUAGAGAUAAAAUCUC